Messenger RNA from Lucilia sericata (common green bottle fly), 735 nucleotides. Its product is annotated as putative RNA polymerase II subunit B1 CTD phosphatase RPAP2 homolog. Gene Ontology annotation, cellular component: cytoplasm; nucleus. The record is from RefSeq and is a predicted model, not a curated record. The coding region runs from base 134 to 622 and encodes 162 amino acids. Gene Ontology annotation, molecular function: RNA polymerase II CTD heptapeptide repeat phosphatase activity; RNA polymerase core enzyme binding. The transcript is spliced from 4 exons. NCBI's taxonomy places the organism in Eukaryota, Metazoa, Arthropoda, Insecta, Diptera, Calliphoridae.
AAACUUAGCCGGCUUACGGUCGAUUUUAAGCCGCCUCCCCCGCCGUAAUAUUUGUCGGCGCAGGGCUCUACUUGCAUCUCUGAAUUUCGUAUUUCAUUUAUUUUUGCAAUUUGCCAUUGAAAAGCAGUAAAAAAUGAAUAACAAAACCAAUACUAAAUCAAAAACUAAACAAUUAAGUAAAGAACAAUUAAUUGAAGCUAUACGCAAGAAAAAAGAGUGCAAUGCUCGUGCCCAGGCCAUCGUGGAAUCCCUGUUGGAACGUCAUAUAGCGGAAGAGGAUUUCUUAUUAAAGUUGAAAGACAUUAAUCAGUGUCACUAUGAAGAUGUAGUCGAUGAAAGACAUAUUCUACAGUUUUGCUCAUAUCCUUUGUGUGGUGUUAUUGUGGCAAAUGUACCCACUAAACAAUAUCAAAUUUCCACAACAACUAAUAAGGUGUAUGAUAUAACCGAUCGUAAAAAAUUUUGCAGUACCCAGUGCUUUAAGGCCUCCGAAUAUAUAAAAUCACAAAUGUUAACCAGUCCAUUGUGGUUGAGGCAUCAAGAAGUUAUACCACAAUUUAAAUUGUUAAAAAUCAAAGAAAAUGAAACUAUAGCAGAAUUUGAAGCUUUAAAAAUUAACUAAAUAAAUAAAUAUCAAUUCAAAGGAGUAUUUUUUAAAUUAUGUAAUAUUAGUUUUAUUUUUUUAUACUACAUUGCAAUAAUUCAUAUUGAAAUAAAAAAUAAUCAAAUGUUGAU